Messenger RNA from Gallus gallus (chicken), 8860 nucleotides. It is a transcript of the gene PER2, whose product is annotated as period circadian clock 2. Bases 2553 to 6587 code for a protein of 1344 amino acids. Gene Ontology annotation, biological process: circadian regulation of gene expression; entrainment of circadian clock by photoperiod; negative regulation of transcription by RNA polymerase II. NCBI's taxonomy places the organism in Eukaryota, Metazoa, Chordata, Aves, Galliformes, Phasianidae. Gene Ontology annotation, molecular function: transcription cis-regulatory region binding; transcription corepressor binding. Gene Ontology annotation, cellular component: nucleus; cytoplasm. The record is from RefSeq and is marked validated. The transcript is spliced from 26 exons.
GGGCGCCCGGUCACGUUUCUGCCUGUAUGAAGUCGGUGCCGGGCUGCGCCGCGCCGGGCGGAUGCGAGGUGUGCGGAAUAUCUUGAUGACCCUUUCAUAUUUGGAAAGCCUGAGUGUUCAUUAAGGUGUGACUUCAUUUCUCUUCAGAGAGUCUGCUUGGUUGGGAUCUGUAAUACAGGUGUGUUCCCUAAAACAGGUGGUUUGUUUUUUUUUCCUAACUCUGAAGUUGUCUGUGCUUGCAAUAGACACAUCUCAGUAUCAAAGGAGACACUACUAAGCUUUAUAUUCUUUGUAUACUGUCAGUUCAGACUUUCUGUGGAAAAGACCUUAGGUAGAUGAACUCACUCAGUCAGUUGCACAUUUCCUCUGAUUAAUAUUAGAACACCAGAAGAUUAGAUUUAACUGUUUCUGAAAAUCUUUGGUUUGAAUGAUUUCUGUUUAGUUUCAGAUGAAACUCCUCCUGAUAUAGCUCUGUCUUAGCUCUCAGUUAAAUUGUAGGUAGGUACAUGAUGAGAAUUUUAAGUAGUUACAAGAGUUUUUUUUUCUUAGUAUCUUCUCAUGUGCAUAAGUAGGUUUAACUGACAUAAGCAAUCAAAAUAGUUUGUGCUCCUAUUGUUAAUAUCCACUUCAAACCUAUACUUUAAACCCAAUUUUUCCCCUCUGUGAAAAUAUCAUGAAGCUUGUCAAACUAGAGAGUAGCUAUGUCCUUUCAUAAAUAGGCAAAUUAUUGUGCAUUUCUUGUAGAUCUUGCUAUUAGUGGAGGUAGAAACUUCAAGGAAAUAUGCCUUUCAGGGAGGUGAGUUAGUUGUGAGGAAACUGGAAGAACUGUCUUUUAAACCAGGAUUUAACUAGUGUUGGAAGACAUUCCACAUCUUCAGUAUUGAUGCUAAAAAUGACAAAAUCUGAAAGUAGCUGUAGUUAAAGCUUUCUCACACUUGGCCAGAAAUACUGAGCUUGUUUAAAUCCUGUUUUAUCAAUAUAUAAUAACGGUAGAGGCACAGCCUUUAAAGAACUAACACACAGAUUUGUACUGUAAUCUGAGACUUGCAGAACACUCAUCAGCUUUGUGGCAUUAUGCAGAAUGGAAUAUUGUGAAUAAAUUCUUCCUUAAGUCUGGCCAACGCAAAUGCACUUCUAGCAGUUGGUAGUUGUGUAAUGUUUUAAAUUAAGGCAUUAUUAAUGUGGCUGCAUGCCAAAACAGUUAGUUUGGGAUUUGAACACCAUUCCAAACAUUCCUUCUGCAUAUUCAAAUGAAGUACUUGGUGAUGUAAUUGUUUAAAGCACAAAUGUUGCCUUUUUGAACUUCUACUUUUUAUGCUAUUUCGUGUUAAAUGAUGGUGCUCUGUACCAACGCACUUAGUUUACUACAUCUAAUAGAACAGCUUUCAGAUUUUCUUUUUCCCGACAAAGUUCCUAGGAUCUUUCUGAGGAAAGUAAUUUUCUUAGGAGGAAUAAUAGUCUUGAUGAACUUUGCUAGUACAGACUUCUUUGUGAACAUAAGGAAACACUUCUCUGUUAUGGGGGCCAUUGAACCCUGGAACAGGUUGCCCUGGGAGGUUGUGGAGUCCAUCCUUGGAAAUGCUCUGAAGCCAUCUGGAUAUGGUCAUGUGUAACUGGCUUUAGGUGACCCUGCUUGAGCAGGGGAUUGGACCAGAUUACCAACAGGGACUCCUUCCAGCCCCAAGAGUUCUGUAACUUGCAGUUUGCAUGCUGCCUAAAACAAAUGCUUAUAGCAAGCCUACAGAGGUUGAGAUGAAAUUAGAUUUAUUAGAUCAGAUCUUAAAAGUGGGUAAAAAUCAACUUCUUAGCACAUGGAGGUUCUGUUGAAAACACUGGGCAUUUUCCUCUGUCUUCUACAGGAGAAUUUAGUCCUUUGUGGCUGCAUCAGCCUGUGUAGGCCUUAGCAUAUGUAGUAGGACGCCAUACUGGUAGUGAAUCAGAAGUCAGUGCAGAGAUGAAAGCUUAUUUAGUGUGGAAGGUUCUGUUAUUUUCUAGCUUUAUGAGGCCUUACACUAGGAUAAAAAUGUUAUAAAUGCAAAUUUAUAUCUUAAUUCCUCUGCUGGAUGACAGUUUCAUGUUUAACCAAUAUUUAUCUGCAUAGGAAUGGCAUAACUGUGAGCAUCUCUCUGGUAUCUGUUUGAAGAGGACACUGUUGGGGGGCCCAGGUAUUUCUUUUAUAUUUUAUAGUUGUAGAGGUGUCCGGACUCUGUAAUGGUCAAAGAUUUCCAGUAGAAGAGGAUGAGACAAGAACUGAAUGCAUGUGGGAGACUCUGGACCUAGGCGCUUCAUGCUUUUGAUGCUAGCUGGGAGGGAACUUGAUAAACGUUUUCACAAACUUUUCAUAGGAAAAAACAGAUAUCUUGCAUAUUUCUUUGGCCAAAGGAGAAGAAGUGCAGUUUUUUCUUCUGAAAAAUUUGAAAUAAAUGUAGAAUGUCUGGAAAAACAGCCAUUAAAAGGAUUUGUGGGUCUGUACUUCCAGACAGAAUCUUUACAGACAGAAAAUUCUGAAUAUGGCUUGACUUGAUCUUGGCAGUGUUUCUAAUGAGUGUCCCAUGGACUGUAUCGAGGUCAGGGGGUUCUACUCUAGCACUGAGGAGCAGAACCCUGAGCAGCAAGCUGAUAUCAGUGAAAACAUUUCUUCAUUGUUCUCUUUAAAAGAGCAACAGAAAAUGAGUGAGUAUUCUGGACUUGCAAGUAACCAUAGCCAGAUGAUUGCUGAAGAUUCUGAAAUUCAGCCAAAACCUGAACACUCUCCCGAAGUCCUUCAGGAAGAUAUGGAGAUGAGCAGCGGAUCCAGUGGAAAUGACUUCAGUGGAAAUGAGACGAAUGAAAACUACUCCAGUGGACAUGAUUCUCAUGGCCACGAAUCUGAUGAAAAUGGGAAAGAUUCAGCAAUGCUCAUGGAAUCUUCAGACUGUCAUAAAAGUUCAAGCUCAAAUGCAUUUAGUCUGAUGAUUGCAAACUCUGAACACAAUCAGUCUAGCAGUGGAUGCAGCAGCGAGCAGUCUACUAAAGCCAAAACGCAAAAGGAAUUGUUGAAGACAUUGCAAGAGCUGAAAGCUCACCUUCCUGCUGAAAAAAGAAUUAAAGGCAAAUCCAGUGUCCUAACAACACUGAAAUAUGCCCUUAAAAGCAUUAAACAAGUUAAAGCCAAUGAGGAAUAUUACCAAUUGUUGAUGAUUAAUGAAUCCCAGCCUUCUGGACUCAAUGUGUCAUCUUAUACAGUGGAAGAAGUUGAGACUAUAACCUCAGAAUACAUCAUGAAAAAUGCAGAUAUGUUUGCUGUAGCUGUUUCUUUGAUUACUGGGAAAAUUGUGUACAUCUCUGAUCAAGCUGCUGCUAUUCUGCGCUGUAAGAGGAGUUAUUUUAAAAAUGCCAAAUUUGUGGAGUUAUUGGCACCUCAAGAUGUCAGUGUUUUCUAUACUUCCACUACCCCAUACAGAUUACCAUCUUGGAAUAUUUGCAGCAGAGCUGAGUCUUCCACCCAGGAUUGCAUGGAAGAGAAAUCCUUUUUCUGUCGCAUCAGUGCAGGAAAGGAGCGUGAAAAUGAGAUUUGCUAUCACCCAUUUCGGAUGACUCCUUACCUUAUCAAAGUACAAGAUCCAGAAGUAGCAGAGGACCAACUUUGUUGUGUGCUCCUUGCAGAAAAAGUGCACUCGGGUUAUGAAGCACCCAGAAUUCCUCCAGACAAAAGAAUUUUUACAACAACACACACACCAACCUGUUUGUUCCAGGAUGUAGAUGAGAGAGCUGUACCUCUGUUGGGAUACCUACCUCAGGACUUAAUAGGAACGCCUGUUUUGGUGCAUCUUCACCCAAAUGACAGACCCUUAAUGCUAGCAAUUCACAAAAAAAUACUUCAAUAUGGAGGACAGCCUUUUGACUAUUCACCAAUCAGGUUUUGCACUAGAAAUGGAGAUUAUAUAACCAUGGACACUAGCUGGUCCAGUUUCAUCAAUCCUUGGAGUCGAAAGGUUUCAUUUAUCAUUGGAAGACACAAAGUUAGGACGGGUCCCUUAAAUGAAGAUGUUUUUGCCGCUCCCAACUAUACGGAGGACAGAAUCCUUCACCCCAGUGUUCAGGAGAUCACAGAGCAAAUAUAUCGGCUGUUACUACAGCCUGUACACAACAGUGGAUCCAGUGGCUAUGGAAGUCUAGGUAGCAAUGGCUCACACGAACACUUAAUGAGUGUGGCAUCCUCCAGUGACAGCACAGGAAAUAAUAAUGAUGACACACAAAAGGAUAAAACAAUAAGUCAAGAUGCCCGUAAGGUCAAAACUAAAGGACAGCAUAUUUUCACUGAGAAUAAAGGAAAACUGGAAUAUAAAAGAGAGCCUUCUGCAGAAAAACAAAAUGGUCCUGGUGGUCAGGUGAAAGAUGUGAUAGGAAAGGAUACCACAGCUACAGCUGCUCCUAAAAAUGUGGCUACUGAAGAGUUGGCAUGGAAAGAACAACCUGUAUAUUCUUAUCAACAGAUUAGCUGCUUGGAUAGUGUCAUCAGAUACUUGGAGAGUUGUAAUGUGCCUGGUACAGCAAAAAGAAAAUGUGAACCUUCAUCAAGUGUGAAUUCUAGUGUUCACGAGCAAAAAGCAUCUGUUAAUGCUAUACAACCCUUAGGAGACUCUACUGUGUUGAAGUCAUCUGGUAAAUCAAGUGGUCCCCCAGUAGUUGGUGCUCACUUAACUUCUUUGGCCUUACCUGGCAAGCCUGAAAGUGUUGUAUCGCUCACCAGUCAGUGCAGCUACAGUAGCACCAUUGUUCAUGUUGGAGACAAAAAACCACAACCUGAAUUAGAAAUGAUAGAAGAUGGUCCAAGUGGAGCAGAAGUCUUAGAUACUCAACUUCCUGCCCCUCCACCCAGCUCUACGCAUGUAAAUCAGGAAAAGGAGUCAUUUAAAAAACUGGGACUUACAAAGGAAGUCCUUGCAGUGCAUACACAAAAAGAAGAGCAAAGCUUUUUGAAUAAGUUCAAAGAAAUCAAGAGAUUCAAUAUUUUCCAGUCCCACUGCAAUUACUACUUACAAGAUAAACCUAAAGGAAGGCCUGGUGAACGUGGUGGCCGCGGACAACGAAAUGGAACUUCUGGAAUGGAUCAGCCUUGGAAGAAAAGUGGGAAAAACAGGAAAUCAAAACGCAUUAAACCACAGGAGUCUUCAGACAGUACAACUUCUGGAACUAAAUUCCCCCAUCGCUUUCCUCUUCAGGGUUUAAAUACUACCGCUUGGUCACCGUCAGACACUUCACAAGCAAGUUACUCAGCGAUGUCUUUUCCAACUGUUAUGCCUGCAUAUCCGCUUCCUGUUUUUCCAGCAGCAGCAGGGACUGUGCCACCAGCUCCUGAGACUUCAGUCUCUGGUUUUAAUCAGCUGCCAGACUCGGGAAAUACUUGCUCUAUGCAACCAUCCCAGUUUUCUGCCCCUCUUAUGACACCCGUUGUAGCUCUUGUGCUCCCCAACUAUGUCUACCCAGAAAUGAACAAUAGCUUACCUCAAACACUUUACCACAGCCAAGCCAAUUUUCCCACCCAUCCUGCUUUCUCUUCACAGACAGUAUUUCCAGCGCAGCCUCCAUUCACUACCCCUAGCCCUUUCCCACAACAGGCGUUUUUUCCAACGCAACCAUUCCAUUAUAAUCCACCAGCAGAAAUUGAAAAGGUUCCUGUCACAGAGACACGAAACGAGCCAUCCCGUUCCUGCACUCCACAGUCAGUGGGUCCUCAAGACCAGGCUUCACCGCCUUUGUUCCAAUCAAGGUGUAGUUCUCCUCUGAAUCUUCUACAGUUGGAAGAAAACACAAAAACUGUGGAAAGUGGAGCUCCUGCAGGUUUGCAUGGAGCUUUAAAUGAGGAAGGAACCAUAGGCAAAAUCAUGACAACUGAUGCUGGUAGUGGAAAGGGAUCCCUACCAGCUGAGUCUCCAAUGGAUGCUCAAAAUAGCGAUGCACUCUCCAUGUCCAGUGUCCUGCUUGACAUUUUACUUCAAGAAGAUGCAUGCUCAGGCACUGGCUCAGCUUCCUCAGGGAGCGGUGUAUCUGCAGCUGCUGAAUCUCUCGGGUCUGGAUCUAACGGCUGUGACAUGUCAGGGAGCAGAACAGGCAGUAGUGAAACUAGUCAUACCAGCAAAUACUUUGGGAGUAUCGAUUCUUCAGAAAACCAUCAUAAAACAAAAAUGAAGGCAGAAAUAGAAGAAAGUGAGCACUUCAUUAAAUAUGUUCUUCAGGAUCCUAUAUGGCUUUUGAUGGCAAACACAGAUGACACCGUUAUGAUGACUUAUCAGUUACCCUCUAGAGAUUUGGAAACAGUUUUAAAAGAAGAUAAGCUGAAACUAAAGCAAAUGCAGAAACUACAACCAAAAUUUACUGAAGACCAAAAAAGAGAGCUUAUUGAAGUUCAUCCAUGGAUCCAGCAAGGUGGACUGCCAAAGACUGUUGCUAACUCUGAAUGUAUUUUUUGUGAGGACAAUAUACAGAGCAAUUUUUAUACAUCGUACGAUGAAGAAAUCCAUGAAAUGGACCUUAAUGAAAUGAUUGAAGACAGUGGGGAGAACAAUUUGGUUCCUCUGAGUCAAGUCAAUGAAGAACAAACAUAGCCUUUGAGCCUGUUGCUUUUAAAGCUGCUUCAAAAUUACAGUGAUGAUCCGUUAAGGUUUUAAUCUUGUUUCCAGCAAGAUGAAUCUGGUUCAUAAAACGUUUUUCUCACUCUAGAAGAGUCAUUUGUGAAAGAAUCUCUUUUUAAAUGGUGGCAAUCUCUUCCCAGUAAGGACAUUGUUGAAGAUGGUAUAGCUUUUAUUUAAAGAAAGACUCAUGUUUUGCACUUAUGCCUCAAGUAUUUCUUUGUAAACUAUAAAAGCUUUCAUUGAUGCCUACUGAGUGGGUCAGUGAGUACUGUGAGUACUGAAAAUCCCCUUGUAAACAUACAGUUCUUCAAAUCUUUGAGUAAUGGUACAGCAUUAUAAAUUGUUCUAGGAAUCUUGCUUGGAAGCUCUUUAGCAUUGCUCUUAAUAUUUGAAGUGGUCCAGCAUAGUAGAAUAACCUUCAAGAAAAUCAGUUCACACUUGCCCUUUUCAUACCAGUUGACCCAUCCUCUUUGUUUCCUAUAGUUUUGACUAUAGGAACUUUUUGCCUAAGAGAAAUGUUUAACUAAUUUUGUAAGAUGAUCUUGGGUUAAAGUACUUACAUGGAUAAGAAAGAGUAGGUGAGUGCUGACAACUCUGUAGCCUUUUGUUUCAAUGGACACUGCAAUUCUAUGAACUGCUUAUUAUCUUGAAGCAUGAUUUCUGAGAAUUUAUACGCAGAAAAUCUCUGCUAAAAAAUUUAAAAACACACAGGAUGACUGUGUGUGCUCCAGUGACUGAGACAAAAUGUGCUGUAACUUUAACCUUUAUUUUUGUCUGUUCCGUUGGGAUGUUGGCCGUCCAUUUGUCUGUUUGACUAAGCAAACAUCAAACUUGCAUGUGGCAAGAGAGGAUUAUACAUUUCUCAUAAUUGGAAGAUAUUUCUUACAAAAAGAGAUUUUGAGAAUACCAUUGACUUUCACAAAUUACAUGAUCUAACACUUGUUGUGGCUGGAGUCCUUUCCUGUCAAGGAUUUAACUUUAAUGCCUCAGCGAUUGUAUCAACUUGAAUAUGUGUACUUUGUCCUUGCGUUGUUUGUACAUGUUGGAUGUGGGAAGAGAACAAAAGAGAGUAACUAUCAAUUAGUUAGAAGAAAUCUAGUUGCAGCAUUGCUAGAUGUCAGCUUGUAGGUCUUGGGGGUCAAAGAUGUGGAGAAACUCAAUUAACUUUGCUAUGUUUGUCUUAAAAUAUUUUUCAUGGAAGACUUUUUCUUUUCUUUUUUUUAAUAUUAGAUAACAUUUCUAUUCACUGAAAUUUAAAGUUAUUUUCAUUACGUAGAAAUGUUUCUCUUUACAUACGAAGAGGACAUGAAAGUAGAUCUGGCACCACCAAAAACAUGCUGAAGCGACUGGUAUUUGCUUAGUGGAAGAAAUGUGUGAAUUAAUAAUUAAUUGGACAUCAUCAUAAGCAAACUUGCAAUGGAGACAGGUUCUUCAGUUAGAGUGAAGUUACAGAGCAAGUAGAAUCACUACUUCAGAAGUGAGUAUCUUAAACAUAGUGUGAAACACUCAUCAGUAUGAUCUGAUUCCUGUCUUUAACAGUUCUGCAAGAUCAAACUUCAGUAGAUGUAUAUAAACUGAAUGAGAAACAUUAAAAUGUUGGUGUUCAAGUCCAAUAUAUUAAAUGUUUCAAUCAUAAAUGGAACAGUGCAGCUAUACCAGCAUAUUACAUAUUCCUUUUUUGUUUUUUUAUUACAUGUAAACACAAAUAGUUUUAAUUGGACCAGGGUUUGGGAAAAAUAAAAGCUUUAUAUAUAAAGGAGUGCAUCAUUAUUAAACAAAUUAUUUUCAGGGACUUCUCAACCACUUUGUGAACUUCUUUGCUUUAGCAUGCUUUUUUGUUGUUGUGUUCUUUUUUUUUUCUUUUUUGUUCUCAUUUCUUUUUUUUCUUUUUCAACGACCAUCUUGUAAGCAUAACUUAGUGAAAGGAAGAGAAAAGUAUAUUUAGAGCAUUUUGUGGAUGUGCUUAAUUACGGUCUUAUUCUUGCAUCCUUAAAGUGUUUGCAUUUACAGGGUGGUAUUAAAUAUUUUCCUGUAACUUUAAAUCUACAUGCCUCCAUUUAUAGAUAAGAUUCUGAAGCUGUAAUUUUUCCAAGCUGUUGUAAGAUGAUUUAUUUGUGAUGACACUUUGUCAACAUGUCAACAAUGGUUUCUGUACACUGUGCAAUAUAUUUUGGUUUUGCCACUUGUGACUAAUUUUUAUGACUUUGCUUUUUAGAAAACUGGUAAAUAAAACAGAUAUAUUUUUA